This is a messenger RNA of Rhipicephalus sanguineus (brown dog tick), 656 nucleotides long. It is a transcript of the gene mRpL55, whose product is annotated as 39S ribosomal protein L55, mitochondrial. The transcript has 3 exons. The record is from RefSeq and is a predicted model, not a curated record. Gene Ontology annotation, cellular component: mitochondrial large ribosomal subunit. Gene Ontology annotation, biological process: translation. Gene Ontology annotation, molecular function: structural constituent of ribosome. Lineage: Eukaryota; Metazoa; Arthropoda; Arachnida; Ixodida; Ixodidae. Bases 167 to 505 code for a protein of 112 amino acids.
UGUCGUGGUGCAUGGCGGCCUGGUGUGUUUGUGAUCGGCUUCGGUGAAUUUCCACUGUUCAGGACAUCGCAUUUAUGUGGCUGACUUCGCACGUUCCUGCAUUACCCACUUUGAGCUGUUAAAACAGCGCAUCUCAGCGUCAUUCGUGUUCUCAACGUUGGGAACCAUGCUGUGCUUGUGCAGGCUGUCAUUGGCGGUCAUGCCUGUUCGUGUCGGUGUCCGUGAAGCCAGCAACAUGUCAUUCAUUAGCCGUGUGAAGCGGGCGACUUAUGUACGACAAUACCCAACAGUGCUCGUGCAGCCGGAUGGCUCAACUAUCACUGUGCGCUACCACGAACCCCGCAGCCUCAUCAAGUUGCCAUUGAAGUUUGAAGAGUUGACACCAGAGGAGCAGCAGCUCGUGCUUGUCAAGAGGAAACCUCCAGAGGUUGUUGUCAUCCAGGAAGAAUUGGAGGACAACUUUGACAGCCAACGAUACCUCAAGUUCAUCAAAAAGAAGAAGUAGCUAGUCGUAUGUCUAUGCUAGGUCUACAUCAUGUUUUAAAAGAAGCUGUUAGUAGCGAGAUGUCAUCUGUGGCAUUGGAGACUGGUCUGGCAGUACCAGGCACCGUGUAUUGGUGAGUGUGAGUGGCAUUAAAAGUGUUUACCAUUGUUGA